GAGAGGGAGUGGGACCCGGAUGCUGAUGUUGCUCGUAUCGGAUGAGAAGGAAGAGGAGAGAGAAAAGACCGAUUACGGGAAGAAGCAGAUACUGAAAGGCAGGAGGUCUUCGUUUUCGAGGGCCUCAAUACAAACAGAACGAUUUUCAGAGAAGCGCAAUUAAUAGUCUAUAGGCUACCUUUUACAAGGAUAACGCUGAAUGAAUGAACCCGGGACCGGCAAACGAGGAUACGGGGAAAGAGAGAGAGAAGAUGCUGUGAUAUGCACACAGACAGAGAAGGGAGGGAGAGAGGGAACAAGCGAGAGAGGGAGGGGGAGAGUACUAUGCUAAAGAUGCUUGUUUUACUAGAAACGCGUUUUUCCUCCACGAAACCAAUUGACCGGGGCCUAGUUGAAGAAAUACAUUUCUGUACAUCAGAAAGGAAGUUUAUAAGGAUUACAUAUUGACAAAGACUUAUCGUGAGCAGACAGCGAAAUAGAAAGCAUAGUAGGCUAUAGAUACAUGGUAGUUGUUUUGUCAUAAUAAAAGGGAAGAUACAACCAGGAUUCUGACCUGUGAAACGAUACAGUGUGUAUCGUUUGCACGAUAUUUAAUAGUUUCUUUAAACGGUUGUUGAUUCGAUGCAGAUUAAAAAUAAUGGGCAUUGGUAAGCCGUGAGAUAGAGAGCAGGGAGUGGGAAAUGAGGUGAUGGGAAGGGAGGGAGGCUUGAAGAUACAUCUGUAGACUAAAACAGCGUUUUUAAGUAGCUUAUGGUGUUGAUUUCUUAUUUAAAACAAAACUGUAUUUAAAAUUCCGAGGCGGAGACGGACUGGGUUUGUGCGCGACACACCGACGCGGUUGUGAGCGUAGGCUAGCCUAUAUUAAUAAUUCGAGAUUCCAAUAUAUUAUCAACAAUAAUUAUUAUUUCUUUCCUCGGACUUGUCGUAAAAUAUACUUGAAUUGUGUUCUGUUUAUCACACAUUUAUUACCAAACGUUUAUACCUCUACCCUCUACCUCUCCCCGUUCCCUUCCUCCUUCUUUUCAUUGCCCCCCUCAUUCAUUUAAUCACCAAAACUAUUAUCUUACUGCUUACUGCUGAUUUUCACCAACCGCAAUAUGAUAUAACAUCGCAGAUAUCAAUAAGAGCAAACAUUUUCCGAGAAUACUUGUUAUAAUUUCAAUAUUGGAUAUGAGAAGUGAAGGGUAGGCCACAAAAUUGAAGAGUAGCCUGCUACUACAAGCCCAUUCUCCGUCUCUCACUGUAGAUUAUUAUUGUCUUCGAUUUGUAAUGUCUUUACGUUACCGUUUCGCGUACAAGACGGACAGUUAUAAAUUCCUUUUGAAAAUACUGUAGUUAAGUUAUAUUACUGUAAAAUUAUUUACAAGCCUAUUAACCGUACACGUACAGUAUGUCCAGUAAGGAAAUAUCAGGGAGUCAGUCGGCUCAGUAUGUUGGGCCUUACCGGCUGGAGAAAACGCUGGGGAAAGGACAAACAGGUUUGGUUAAGCUCGGAGUUCACUGUAUCACAGGACAGAAGGUUGCUAUCAAAAUAGUCAACAGAGAGAAGCUAUCUGAGUCUGUGCUUAUGAAGGUGGAAAGGGAGAUUGCUAUUCUGAAGCUCAUAGAACAUCCGCAUGUGCUGAAACUGCAUGAUGUAUACGAGAAUAACAAAUACCUGUACCUGGUGUUGGAGCAUGUAUCAGGAGGGGAGCUGUUUGACUACCUGGUGAAGAAAGGGAGGCUGACACCCAAAGAGGCCAGAAAGUUCUUCAGACAGAUCAUCUCAGCACUCGAUUUCUGUCACAGUCACUCAAUCUGCCACAGGGACCUGAAGCCUGAGAACCUUCUGCUGGAUGAGAAAAAUAAUAUCCGAAUUGCUGACUUCGGCAUGGCCUCACUGCAGGUGGGAGACAGCCUUCUAGAGACCAGCUGUGGAUCCCCACACUAUGCCUGUCCAGAAGUUAUCAGAGGUGAGAAGUAUGACGGCAGGAGGGCUGACGUGUGGAGCUGUGGGGUCAUCCUCUUUGCACUGCUGGUGGGUGCUCUGCCCUUUGACCAUGACAACCUACGGCAGCUGCUGGAGAAGGUGAAGAGCGGAGUGUUCCACAUGCCCCACUUCAUUCCUCCCGACUGCCAGGCCCUGCUCAGGGGAAUGAUCGAAGUCAACCCAGACAAGAGGCUCACACUUGAAGCAAUACAAAAGCACACCUGGUAUCAGGGGGGUAGGAACGAGCCCUGUCCUGAACAGCCGCCCCCCAGGAGGGUGUGUGUGCGCCGCAUACUGUCCCUGACGGAGCUGGACCCUGACGUGCUGGACAGCAUGCACUCUCUGGGCUGCUUCAGAGACAGAGGAAAACUCACACGGGACCUGCAGUGUGAAGAAGACAACCAGGAGAAGAUGAUCUACUACCUCCUCCUGGAUCGGAAAGAGCGGUACCCCAGCUGUGAGGAUGAAGACCUGCCCCCCAGAAACGACAUAGCAGACCCUCCGCGGAAGCGGGUGGACUCCCCGAUGCUGACCCGGCACGGCCGCUGCCGUCCGGAGCGGAAGAGCCUGGAGGUGCUGAGCGUCACGGAGCAGGGCUCUCCCACGCCUCCCCGCCGGGCUCUGGACACUGCAGCACACAGCCAAAGGUCUCGCUCAGUUAGCGGAGCUUCCACUGGACUUUCCUCCAGUCCCCUCAGCAGUCCCAGGAGCCCCGUCUUCACUUUCAGCCAAUCAGAAGUCACUUCUGCCACCACCACCCAGUCUAAGGACCCUAAACCUGGAAGUGCUACCACUCCUCGGGCAGCCCAGCGAGCACCCGACCAAAAAACCCAAACUCUACCUUCUAAAGCCGCCUCUGAUCGCCCUCACCUUCAGUCCAUGAAGUCUCUCCCGCUCCACAACCCUCCGCCCCCAUCCCCCUCGCCCCUUCUCUCCCCCAUCCCUCGCUUUUUCUUCUUCCCUGCUCCUUCCGUUCUCAAGUCAGUCACCAAAACUAUCUAUCCUAACUCUGCCCAUCCUAACACUCUGUCACAGGUCACUCCCCAGGGCUCUCCGCUGCCCACCCCACUUGGUACCCCUGUCCACCACCCCCAGCAUCCCCCUCCUACCCCUCCUUCUUCUUCCUCCUCCUCGUCCUCUUCACGGGCAGAGGGCGGGGGAGUGGGCGUGGGCUCCCUCUCCCUGACUCCACCCUCCAGUCCUGGGGGUGGUGGAGGCAUGGCGGCCAGUAGCUCCGCCCACUGGAGGACCCGCCUCAACUCCUUCAAGAACAACCUGCUGGGCUCUCCACGAUUCCAUCGACGCAAGCUACAGGUCCCAACAUCAGAGGACAUGUCCAGCCUGACGCCAGAGUCCAGUCCUGAACUGGCGAAGAGGUCCUGGUUUGGGAACUUCAUCAGUCUGGAGAAGGAGGAGCAGAUCUUUGUGGUGAUCAGAGACAAGCCCCUGAGCUCCAUUAAAGCUGACAUCGUCCACGCGUUCCUCUCAAUUCCUUCCCUCAGUCACAGUGUCAUCUCCCAGACCAGUUUCAGGGCAGAGUACAAAUCCUCUGGUGGUCCCUCCGUCUUCCAAAAACCUGUCAAGUUCCAAGUGGACAUAGCCUUCUCUGAGGGAGAGAGGGAGCGAGAGAGAGAGAGGGCAGAGAGGGAGGGCAAGAGGGAGACGGGCAUCUACAGUGUGACUUUCACCCUCAUAUCAGGUCCCAGUCGCAGGUUUAAGAGAGUGGUGGAGACCAUUCAAGCCCAGCUGCUGAGCACUCACGACCAACCUUCUGUGCAGGCGCUUGCUGAUGAAAAAAAUGGGCAGCUGUCUUCUCGGCCACCUGGCACCCCAACUCGCCAGAACUCACGUCGCUCAGAGGGUGGAGGGGACAGGGGCGAGUGGGGCGAGCGAGGGGACGGAGGGGGAAUAGGAGGAAGCGGAGGUGCAUUACAGCGCAGAGGGUCUGGUAAAGACAAGACAAGACUCCUGUCCUCCAAUGGAACGCAGUCUCAACCCUGAGAAAACCGCAACAACCAGUCAGUACCGUAGCGGGUCACAAUUUCACCCUAAACAACACUGAAAGUGAGACAAAAAUGAUCAAAGUGAAAAUUCUUCAGUAAAUUCAAAAGUAACCCAUAAUUCCCCAAUGACAAAAUAAUGCUUUUUAUUUCAACAAAACAUGAUGGUCUAUUGGUCACUGUAAACAUUUUCAUCCCUCAAAGGAAAGAAAACCAAUAACAUAAAUACAAAAAUUUUAUGAUGGCAUUGCAACGCUAUUCUUAAUGAGAAACCAUAACCUCUGGAAAGUUAAAAUAUGAUACAAUCAAUGAUGUUUAAUGUAGUCUUAGAACUACCGUGGAGGAAAAAGGAAAACUGUAUGACAGAAGGAUCCAAACCAGAAGGUCUCAGUGAAAGAACCCACUGGAAACAGGAGAGAGAAACCACCCCAAAGAUUACAGAAAUGAUGUGAAAACAAAGAAAGACGAAGGGGCAAAAAAUCUAACUGAAAAGAGAAAAUUCCAGCCCUGGAAAAGGUUUAAAGUAGAAAUUGUAAUUUUUUUUCCAUUGUACCAAGCAAUGGACUGAAACACCAUUGGCUAAAGCUAUUGUCACCACACUUGAAUCUUACAAUUCUCAGAGGAAGAAUCUUGAAAGCCCUGUAACAUGUUGGAAAAUGGGAAGAACAGAUCAGAAGUUACAACAAAUGGAAAAGCUUACAAUUACAAUGGUGAGAUCAAGAGGAUCUGGAGCUUACCUCAGUUAUUUUUCUCUCAUGAUAGAAUCAUUGGUAUUUUAGUGAAGAACCAAACAUGAUUUUGGAAACUUGUGGUGAUAUUGCCAGUGGUGAUAUCUCAUCAAAAAGAUUAUCAUAUCAUCAGACCUUUAGUUUAUGAGGGGCAAUUAUCCCUUCAACUAAUUUAAAUAAUUCUUAAUAUUUGUUGUCAGUUUUUAAAUAGAGACCAAGCAUAAGCUAUUCAGUCAGAGUCAGAUAGCAAUACUACACAUUGAUACAAUGACCUUCUUUCACAGAAUGGAAUAAGUAAAUGUGCAGGAAAAUUAAAUUGAGUAACUGAUUUGAACCAAGUCAAACUAUGAUGUCCGAAUGAGUGAAGUAGUUCCAACAAAGCAAAGAGAGCGGCAGAUCAGACAAAAAAUACUGAAUGUUAAGGAACAAUUUGUCCUUCAUAUCCAAAAUCCAAGACUGAAAUGCCUGAAGGUGAGGUCAGUACAAUGAAAUCAAGGAGGGCCUAAAAAUUGUGGGAACCUGUAUACAAUUGAACAAGCUACAAAGCUUAGAGGUGUUGAAUCUUAGCUAGUGUCUCUGCAAGUAAAAAUCAGAUGCAAGCUCAAAACUCUCUUGACCUACGAUAGUGAUCAGUCUCCCCAAUGUUACUGAAUCAACCAGCGGAGCAUGAUUUUCAAUGAACCAUUCAACCUGAAGCUUGAAAAAAGGACAGAAAACAUGACAAAUGUGAAGAAUAAGGAAACCUUGAGCGUUCAGUGAUGGAAUUGUGGUGCUCACGCAAAAAAUAAUGGAAAUUUAAUCUGGAGACAGUGACUCUUCAUAAUAGAAAUACACACAAAAAAACUGCACGUUUAAAAAAGAGAAGGUUCAAAAUGAAAUUCAACACCCUUUUCUGUUGACUUUCAUUGUGAUUGUGAAAGCAAAGAAAUUUAAUGAGUUUCCGAAUGAACGAUCAAAAAAAUCUAACCAAGUGAAUGUCUAAAACUGUUACACUUUUAUUUAUUUAUUUAUUUAUUUAUUUAUUUAUUUAUUUAUUUAUUUAUUUAUUUACUUAUUCAUUUAUUCAUUUAUUUAAUGCUUUCUUUUAUUUAUUUAUGUUAGAGAGGAGGAUGGAAGAAGAAAGAUAAUUGAAUUCAGUAAGCUGAACAAAUGGAAGAAUAACUAGAAAAGUAGCCUCGGGAAUGAGGCGCAAUCUGUAACAGAGGCCACUGGUAGUGAAUGCUUAAUUGGAAAUCACCGUCAGAAUGGAAGAUAAAACUGCCAGUGAAAACAGAGUGAAGGAAAACGGAUAGCCACAUUUAAAAUCUUUUCAAAACAACAAAAGUUGUCAGUCUUUUUCAGAUUUCAGUCCUUAGUUUCACUCAAUCAUUUAUUUUCCUUCACUUU
This is a messenger RNA of Anguilla rostrata (American eel), 6083 nucleotides long. Its product is annotated as serine/threonine-protein kinase BRSK2-like. The coding region runs from base 1391 to 3970 and encodes 859 amino acids. The record is from RefSeq and is a predicted model, not a curated record. Gene Ontology annotation, molecular function: protein serine/threonine kinase activity; tau-protein kinase activity; ATP binding. Lineage: Eukaryota; Metazoa; Chordata; Actinopteri; Anguilliformes; Anguillidae. The transcript has 19 exons. Gene Ontology annotation, cellular component: cytoplasm. Gene Ontology annotation, biological process: intracellular signal transduction; microtubule cytoskeleton organization; protein phosphorylation.